Truncatella angustata is the source of this 1856-nucleotide messenger RNA. RefSeq lists its product as uncharacterized. NCBI's taxonomy places the organism in Eukaryota, Fungi, Ascomycota, Sordariomycetes, Amphisphaeriales, Sporocadaceae. Gene Ontology annotation, molecular function: RNA polymerase II transcription regulatory region sequence-specific DNA binding. Gene Ontology annotation, cellular component: nucleus. The record is from RefSeq and is a predicted model, not a curated record. The transcript has 6 exons. The coding region runs from base 343 to 1680 and encodes 445 amino acids.
UCCCAGCCGCCGCAGGUACUACAGAGACGCAUAAAAGUCCCAGAAAGAGGCGCAAAGUCAAUCACGCUUGUGUCUACUGCCGCCGAUCUGUAAGCCACCCAUCCAGUCUUGCCCAACAUAUGCCGCCAUCCCUAGCCAUUGGGUCCACGUCUGCGCGUAUGCGCCUGCGUGAGGCUUUGUCCCCUAUCUACCGUUGAUCUCUGAGACAGCAGCUGCCAUGCGCACGAACCCUGCCUAGCCACUCUCCCACAUGGCCUUGAUCUGAUAGACCCUCCUCCUACGUGUUUUCUCCCGCCCAAGUAUGACAAUUGGCUAACACUUAGGCUCUUGGGCUUCUAGCAUAUGACAUGCGAUCUUGAGAGGCCGUGUACGAGAUGCAUCAAAAGGAACAUAGCUCAUCUUUGCCAUGACGAGCCCAGAGAUCCGGAAGCAAAGAAGUCCAAGACUGGCCAUACAGCAGCCAGCCAGGACGAAUCAGAGCACCAACCUGACCUCGCGCGAAAUUCCAUAGACCAAAGCGAGACCGCGGCAAUGGGCCCGCCAUCUUUUAAUGGCAAUGGGGCUACCCAGAGCAGCAAGCAAGGUUUUGGUGCAGGUGCAGGUGCGCUGGGCCAGGCAAAUCACCUACAGCUUGUGUCACCGAAUCCGGUCUCCGGAAUACAGGCCAAUGCCUCUAACAGCAAUAUGAACCAAUUUGCCGGAUUUUCUGAUGCUUGGUUGACUGCUCAAAACCAAUUUCACGAUAUGCACAGCUACAAUCCCCAGUACAUGCUGGCCCCUGAAGUCACCCAUGAAUUUAAUCUCCUCAACGAUUUCUUGAACACCAGUCUCCUCGACGACACUGGGGCUUUACCAGAGGAUCAAAAUCUGUUCAGAAAUCACCAGUCCGACAUGGCUGGCUUACCGGGUAGCAACAAUCUGCUACCUCCCAGCGCCACGCAAGGUUCCAUGUUGCCGCCGAAUGCAGAACAUGGCAGCUCCAUUCCAAGACCAGCAAGCGUCAUACCCGUAGACAAAACACGCGAUUUCUAUCUGCAAGCUGCUGAUCCUUCUGGUAACGAUACGCCAGAGGAACGCAUGCAACGCGUCCUGAAGGCGAAAUAUGACGCAGGCUUGCUGAAGCCUUUCAACUACAUUAAGGGGUAUGCACGACUCGGCAAAUACAUGGAUAGCCAUAUCGCCCCUCCCUCCAAGCAGAAGAUCCUACGCCAGCUUGACCGCUUCCGCCCGAAAUUCCGCGAGAAGAUACAUGCCCUUACAGAUAUGGAGCUCAUAUACGUUGAGAUGUGGUUCGAGCGCACGCUGCUCGAAUAUGACAGAGUAUUUGCAGCAAUGGCUGUGCCAGCUUGUUGCUGGAGAAGAACGGGCGAGAUAUUCCGUGGCAACAAGGAGAUGGCGGAGCUAAUUCACGUUCCUGUCGAAAGGUUACGGGAUGGCAAUAUAUCUUUGCACGAAAUCUUGACGGAAGAAUCCCUCGUUCGGUAUUGGGAAGAGUUUGGAACGAUCGCCUUUGACCCUGCUCACGACAGUCUGUUGACGGCCUGUGCCUUGAAGAAUCCCGACGACGAGUCGAAAGAUCCUAUAGUAAACUGCGCAUUUUCAUUCAUGAUUCGGCGAGAUGACCACAAGAUACCCAGUCUCAUAGUGGGAAACUUCCUCCCACAUGAUCCCGCGCAUUGAGCCCCAGACUUCAAAGAACAAUUCCCGAUCGCCCGCAGCCGAGAUGAAUGCUGUAUUGUAUAUAAAUAUGAGGCGUCAAAUGUGCUCCUUGUGAACAGGUAUUAUUUGCUAGUCCGAGGUUGGCCGAUUGCGAUAGAUGACGAGAAGAAGUGGUGAGCCAAGGUGGUAUACCUUAU